This is a messenger RNA of Sycon ciliatum, 3718 nucleotides long. Its product is annotated as 3-hydroxy-3-methylglutaryl-coenzyme A reductase-like. The transcript has 17 exons. The coding region runs from base 304 to 3093 and encodes 929 amino acids. Gene Ontology annotation, cellular component: peroxisomal membrane; endoplasmic reticulum membrane. Gene Ontology annotation, biological process: sterol biosynthetic process; isoprenoid biosynthetic process; coenzyme A metabolic process. Gene Ontology annotation, molecular function: NADP binding; protein binding; hydroxymethylglutaryl-CoA reductase (NADPH) activity. The record is from RefSeq and is a predicted model, not a curated record. NCBI's taxonomy places the organism in Eukaryota, Metazoa, Porifera, Calcarea, Leucosolenida, Sycettidae.
UGCGAACAGUACAGUACAGAGCUGGUGACUUGUUCAUACUCAACCUGUGGACUAAUUUUUCAAAAAACUUAUGGAGUUGAUGGAGUGACCAUAUGACUGCUCCCAAAGCGUGUACAUCCAGGGCGUUCCAACGUUCUCCUUCUGAAAUACCUACCCAGCGCUAAGAAUAUGAAGCAGGUCUUCAUCUUUUCGUCUCCUUCUCGGCAGGAUGUGCGAAAGAGCUUUCUGGAGACGAAAUUGAGAUAGCGUAAUUUCCUUGAUGUGGUAAACCAAUAGUAUUUUUAUUCUAAUUUAGGUGAAAGGAUGGCAUUGUCCAGUGCUGGCCGUAUGGUGGACUCUUCAUUUGGCAGUCUACGUGACGAUAAAGUAUCAACGCCCUUGUUCAGAGCCUGUGGACGCUUCUGUGCGUCGCGUCCUGCUGAGGUCGUUGUGUCCACAAUUUUGUUUGGAAUUGGAGUGGGUUCCGUGGCUGUGCGGCACUAUGGAAUGCCCCAGAAGACAGCGGAAGGUGUCUGUGAUGCUGGAACAUGCGACGAGUUGAUGAACGCAGAGAUUGUGACGGCGGAUGUGAUCCUUGCCACCUUGCUGCGCUGCAUCGCCGUGCUCUACACCUACAUGCAGUUCUGUAACUUCAACCGGCUUGGCUCAAAGUACCUCCUAGGUCUGGCUUGCGCGUUUUCCAUUGCAUUCAGCUUCCUUAUCGCUGCCGCUGUAGCCCAGUACUUUAAUGUGACCAUCCUCCGAGCAACUGAUGCAAUUCCGAUCUUCAUGUUGCUCAUUGACUUGUCUCGAGCUCUCCGCCUUGCCAAAUAUGCACUGAAAGCAAAGAGUCAGGAUGAGAUAAAGGAGAGGAUUGGUGAUGGCCUGGCUGUGGUGGUACCUUCUCUUGCUCUGGAUACUCUGGUUGAGGUGUUAAUCAUCGGCGUGGGUACGUAUGCGCGCCAACCAUUGCAGUCGGUGUGCCUCUUUGGCUGCGCGUCGCUGGUGGCAAGCUUCCUUCUGUUCAUCACGUUCUUCCCGGCAGCCCUUGCUCUGACCAUGGAGGUAUCUAAGAGCGCCGAGGUGCCUGCCGAGGCCUUCUCUGGGUUCUCGCUGCACCAUCUGACGUCCACGUUCCUGGCCGAGGAGGAGGACUGCAAGGCCAACCCGGUGACACAGAACAUCAAACUGGUCAUGUCGCUCGGCCUCGGCUUUGUGCACGCGUUCAACUGGGUGAUCAAGCCAGUCGGCGGUGACUUUGCCAGUAUGGGUAGUCUCCUGGACUCGUCACGUGGUGUGCUGCAGCCUGCUGCUGACCGCCUUCCUGUCAUCUCAACUGAUAGCCAUUCUCUGCCGCAGCUGUUUGGUCUGGCUGUAGAUCAGUGGCUCCCUCUUGGCCUGUUCGCCCUAUUGCUGCUCAAAUACAUUGCUUUGGAUGCAACGCCAAGCGUGCGUGCCAGCAGUGAAGGCAGGAGUUCAAUGCGUCGCGGGUCUAGUCUGUUUGACCUGUGGCAUCCCAGCGCUGCUUCGCUGCGCGCCUCGGAAGUGCACGAGUCCGCAGCACAGGUGGACUGCGUUGACGGUGCAGCGCAGAGCAUCAAGCAUGUGCCAGAGUGCUGUGCUGAUGAGCGAGCAUCCGCUGUUGAGGAAGUCAUCCCGGUCGAGCCAACACCAGCCGAGGAGUUGCCAGCGAGCGGGACACGGCCGCUGUUCACCAUUGGAACCCCUAGAUCCAGCAGUAGCGACCCGGAAGAGGACGAAGUACUCACUGCUGCCUCACCUGAAGCAAAGGAGCCACGUUCUCUGGAGGAAUGCCUGCGAAUCAAGACGGAGCAUGGCUGUGAGCAGCUGAUUGACGAAGAAGUGUUGUUACUGCUUGAGCAUCGCAAGAUCGCCGCGUAUCGUCUGGAAACCGAGCUCAGCGACUGUGAGCGCGCCGUGCGAAUCAGACGGGUGCUAGUGUCCCCCAGCCUGGCUUCCAACGAGUCUCUGGAACUGCUGCCCUUCUCCGGCUACAACUACCAACAGGUGCAAGGUGCUUGUUGUGAGAAUGUGAUUGGCUACAUGCCCAUACCUGUUGGCGUGGCCGGCCCUCUGCUUCUCGACGGCCAGCUCUUCCAGGUACCCAUGGCCACCACGGAGGGCUGCUUGGUGGCGAGCACGAAUCGUGGCUGCCGAGCACUGCAGAAAUCCAAUGGAGUGCACAGUACCCUUACCGGCGACUCUAUGACACGUGCCCCUGCUUUGCGUUUGCCGAGCGCUCAGCGUGCUGGUGUUGUAAAGAUGUGGCUAGAAGACCAGGAGAAUUUCCAGAUUGUCAAGAAGGAGUUUGACUCUACAUCAAGUUUCGGCCGCCUGGAAAAGCUACUUUGCAUUCAAGCUGGGUGCACGUUGUUUGUGCGAUUUGCUGCCCGGACUGGUGAUGCCAUGGGAAUGAACAUGGUAUCCAAGGGUGUGGAGAAAUCCGUGCGCUACCUGCGCGACAAGUUCACCGACCUGGAAGUGCUGAGUCUGAGCGGGAAUGUCUGCACGGACAAGAAACCAAGUGCCAUCAACUGGAUUAUGGGCCGCGGAAAGUCAGUCGUUGCUGAGGCAACACUAUCAGCAGCAGUUGUCAAGGAGGUGCUCAAGACCAAUGCCCUCAGCUUGGUGGAGCUGAACCGUCAGAAGAACCUUGUCGGCUCUGCAAUGGCCGGCAGCAUUGGAGGUUUCAACGCACACGCGGCCAACAUUGUCGCCGCCGUGUUCAUCGCCACCGGACAAGAUGCUGCCCAGAGCGGCACAUCGUCGCUCUGUAUUACACAGAUGGAGCUGUGCGGACCGCGUGACGAGGACCUCUACAUCACAUGCACCAUGCCUGGACUGGAGAUUGGAACCGUUGGCGGCGGUACGAUUCUAUCACCGCAGGCCGCUUGCCUCAAGAUGCUUGGGGUCCAGGGUGCGAAUCGGCAAAAUCCCGGUCAGAAUGCUACACAGCUUGCCCGUGUCAUCUGUGCAACGGUGCUGGCCGGCGAACUCUCUCUGAUGGCUGCACUGGCUUCGGGUGACCUCGUCAAGAGCCACAUGCGACACAACAGAUCAUUGUCAUCAAUUACACCCAUCAAGGAACACUAGCUCUGCACUUUCAUCUCUUCUUGCCUCGCACACUGUUGUAGUGAUAAUGUAGCCGUACUGAUGAUGUGUUGCGACCUGACGAAGACUACAACCUCCACUCGCCUUUACCUUGUGUCUGGUACGCAACCUAUUGGUGCAUGGUUUUCACCCAUUAUUUACGUCCGAUAACUUCUAUUUAUUUUUCAUAGCGCACGGCACAAGAUUGUACAUCAUAUUUAUAACAGUUACUCUUUCUCAUUGAAAUUUGCUUUCAGAACACGAUAAUUAUUUUCAACUUCUCUUUUCAUGUAACAAGCGCGCACGAUAGGCCUAAACUAAUAGUUACUUAGAUCUGCUAAUGCUGUUUCUUCUCGCCUAAGACUAAGAGCAUACAUAUUGCCUCAUCAUUGAUCACGACAAGUGCUGGCAUGCACAGCCAGCGGCAGCUGCCAAUUUUUAACAUGCUCAUGCUAGCAAUCUCCAGUGACCCGCGUAGGAUUGCAAUUCAUUUUCAUUCUUUAAAUCUAAUCAACUGGGUACCGACAUGUACCUCUAGAAUUUGUGAACUUUAUCACAAUGGCAUGUAGGCUGAUUCUGCAUGCUUUUAAACCUUUGUCUUGGAAUACGAGUAAACUGGCAGAGUGAA